This is a messenger RNA of Ceratosolen solmsi marchali, 1352 nucleotides long. RefSeq names its product abhydrolase domain-containing protein 2 (gene Hydr2). The record is from RefSeq and is a predicted model, not a curated record. Gene Ontology annotation, molecular function: monoacylglycerol lipase activity; acetylesterase activity. Gene Ontology annotation, cellular component: sperm flagellum; sperm plasma membrane. Gene Ontology annotation, biological process: medium-chain fatty acid biosynthetic process; acylglycerol catabolic process; steroid hormone receptor signaling pathway. The coding region runs from base 56 to 1258 and encodes 400 amino acids. The transcript is spliced from 7 exons. NCBI's taxonomy places the organism in Eukaryota, Metazoa, Arthropoda, Insecta, Hymenoptera, Agaonidae.
UCGGCAGCAUCAGCAGUGGUGGAGUAUCCUAAAUUCCCGGCCACGCGCAACCAAUAUGUCAACGGCUCUGCUCGCCCUCUUUGCCGUCAUCCUUUGCAUCCUAUUCAGGAUACUCAAUGUUAAUAGCGCCUCUCAGAAGCCGGUGCUCGUCUGCAAGGACCACAGUUUCCUAACCAGCGUACUCAAGAUCGCACCCGUCAUCUCCGAGCCGUAUAAGCCAACGAGAUUAUGGGGAUUCAGUGGCCACGUGCAAACGAUUGUCCAUAGUAUAAUAGGCAGAGUCCGAUGCCCAUGGCCCAUUGGUGAACGAGUUUAUAUUGCACUUCAAGAUGGAACGACGCUUACCUACGAUUUGUAUCAACCUCUAAGUAAUGGUCACGAAGACGAUGUAACGAUAUGCAUUUGUCCUGGAAUUGGAAAUAGCUCUGAGAGUGUCUACAUCAGGACAUUCGUGCAUUUUGUUCAAUGUCACGGAUAUCGUUGCACCGUUCUCAAUCACGUAGGAGCUUUAUCAAGUGUCAAGGUUACCGCACCUAGAAUUUUUACCUAUGGCCACACCGAUGAUUAUCAUACAAUGAUGAAAAAUUUAUUAGAGAAGCACCGAAAUACGAAAAUAGUUUGCGUUGGCUUUAGCCUUGGUGGUAAUUUAGUAACAAAAUAUAUGGGCGAACAUGGAACGAAUAAACUUCCAAACAUUAUCGGCGGUAUCUCCAUUUGCCAAGGUUAUAAUGCUCUUGAAGGGACGAAGUAUUUAUUAAACUGGACCAACUUUAGACGAUUUUAUCUCUAUGUCAUGACAGAAUCCGUAAAAAACAUCAUUCUGAGGCAUAAGAAUGUAUUGCUAUCGGAAGAAGUGAAAAUAAGGCAUAAACUUAACGAAAAGGAUAUUGUAUCCGCUGGUACCUUACCAGAAUUAGAUGAAGCUUACACAAGAAAAGUACAUAAUUUUAGAUCUUUAAAUGAUCUAUACAAAUGGAGCAGCUCAAUAUUUUAUCUUGAAAAUAUUACCACACCAAUGGUGUUUAUCAACGCUUUAGAUGAUCCCAUCGUUCCUGAAUCACUUCUUUUGCCUAUAAAGGAAUUAGCUGCAACAAAAUCAAACUGUCUGUACAUUGAAUUGGCACACGGCGGUCAUCUCGGCUUUUACGAGGGAGGCCUCCUUUAUCCAAAUCCGAUUACUUGGUUGGAUCGUACUCUCGUCUCCCUUGUCGGCUCUCUGACGCUCGUCCACUCCGAUCGAGCUUUCAAAGCAUUUUAAAAGCAACUGCAAAGAAUAAAAUCUGGUCUCGAUGUUUUUCAUGCAAUACGAAGAGCGUGUCAUGUUUACAUAGAGGAACAGAAUUAUAAAAACA